GGCCGACCCAUCCUACGGACAGAAGAGCAGACAGCUGGCGAUGUGGUACUCAAGGAUAUCAUGUGUGGAGAUGAGGCGGCGGCGGCACGGUCGAUGCUACAGAUAACAUAUCCGAUGGAGAAUGGAAUCGUAAAACGAUGGGACGACAUGCAGCACCUGUGGGACUUCACAUUCGCGGAGAAGUUAAAGAUCGAUCCGACAGGACGUAAGAUUCUCCUCACAGAGCCACCGAUGAACCCACUGCGCAACCGAGAACAGAUGGCCGAGGUCAUGUUCGAGCGAUACAACUUUGGCGGCGUCUACGUAGCGAUCCAGGCGGUUCUCGCUCUUUACGCGCAAGGUCUCUCUUCCGGAGUGGUGGUCGAUUCUGGAGAUGGUGUCACACAUAUUGUGCCCGUCUACGAAAGCACGGUCUUGAAUCACCUCACGCGACGAUUGGAUGUGGCAGGUCGAGACGUCACACGAAACCUCAUCUCGCUAUUGCUUCGACGUGGAUACGCGCUGAACCGGACUGCGGACUUUGAGACUGUGCGUGCGAUCAAGGAGAAGCUAUGCUACGUCUCAUACGACCUCGCGCUGGACCAAAGGCUCAGCGAAGACACCACCGUACUUGUGGAAUCCUACACAUUGCCCGAUGGUCGUGUCAUCCGUGUCGGUAGCGAACGUUUCGAGGCGCCAGAAUGCUUGUUCCAACCACAUCUCGUAGACGUCGAGCAACCGGGUAUCGCCGAAUUUCUGUUCAACACAAUUCAAGCUGCAGACGUCGACAUUCGAUCUUCGCUAUACAAGGCUAUCGUACUUUCCGGUGGCAGCAGCAUGUAUCCCGGACUUCCUUCACGCAUGGAAAAAGAGCUGAAGCAGCUGUGGUUGACCAAGGUGCUCCAAGGCAACCCGGAGCGUUUGAGCAAAUUCAAAGUCCGCAUUGAGGACCCGCCUCGUCGUCGUCACAUGGUGUUCCUGGGUGGUGCUGUCUUGGCAAACAUUAUGGCAGAUAAAGAGAACAUGUGGGUCUCGAAGCAAGAAUGGGAGGAACAGGGCGUACGGGCGUUAGAGAAGUUGGGCAACCGCGGUUGAGAGAGCUGAUUGCUUGUUGAUCGCUUUGUCAUCUCGGUCACGGAAAAGCGCGCAAAGCCAAUGAUGACGAUUUACAAAGAGCAGGGAGCAUGGCCGAAAAUAUUAGUUAAUGCUUGUGUAUCCAGUCGGUGCGCUGACAGACCCACAAGCGACCACGGAAGCAAUCCAUGUUGCAGACAUUGGUGCGGAAUCCGGCGAUGAAAAAGUCCUGUCCGCCGACAUGACACCUCGUCAUUUUUGACCAUUGUAGCAAGCUCAUACCAUCGUGCUCAAUCUACCACAUAGACCGGUCAUGAUAACGAAACUACAAAUGAAUGAGACACAGUCGGCUUUGAAAGUGAACGAUUGUCUUGUCGGCGCAUGAGGAAAGUACAUGCUGUAAACUUACGGCUUCAUCACACAAUUAAAGCGAACCAGUUAAUAAAUAUUGAUGUUAUGCUUGAGAUUGCAAUCGGAAAAC
Molecule: messenger RNA, 1534 nt
Organism: Dissoconium aciculare CBS 342.82
Lineage: Eukaryota; Fungi; Ascomycota; Dothideomycetes; Mycosphaerellales; Dissoconiaceae
Product: Actin/actin-like protein
Exons: 2
Coding region: 61-1074 (337 amino acids)
Biological process (GO): Arp2/3 complex-mediated actin nucleation
Cellular component (GO): Arp2/3 protein complex; actin cortical patch
Molecular function (GO): actin filament binding
Source: RefSeq, a predicted model, not a curated record